This is a messenger RNA of Dovyalis caffra, 837 nucleotides long. Lineage: Eukaryota; Viridiplantae; Streptophyta; Magnoliopsida; Malpighiales; Salicaceae. The record is from the annotation of a GenBank genome assembly.
AUGGAAGGGAUGGAUCUUCGAUUCCAAUGCAUGGAAAGACAUUUUGAUGAGAUUGUAGAAGAUGAAUUCGUAUUAAGUGAACCACCUAGAUUUCCCGGCCAUGGUAGAAGAGGUUAUGGGAGGGGUUAUGGUCAUAAUAUUGGAUAUGGGUGUGCGGAUUACGACACUAAUGAAUUUAAAUUGAAAGUUGAUAUUUCUCAUUUUAAAAGGGGAAUUAAUGUUAAGGAAUUCUUAAGAGCGGCUUGCGAGAGUCAUCGUUCUAAUAUAUGUCCUCGGCGAAAGACAGUAGUGAACAUUAUGAAUAAUGGCAAUGGAGAGGACGAUGAAGUAUUCUAUGGACUAGACGGGGAUGGUGGUGAUGAGUAUAGGAAUGAGGAUGAAGAUGUACGGAACUAUGUGAAUGGGCGAGAGGUUGGAGGAGCCCUUAGGGGCUUUGUUAAAAGGUUUGAUGGUCCGACAUACGGUACAUUUUGCUACAAAGUCACGUACGGAUUAUCGAAGCUUAGGCCGGUAGAAAAUGCUCGCAAUUCGGCUAAGAAUCGAGCGUUGAGUCGAAGUGGUAUUAGUCUUGUAAAACUCCUCGGUGCAUCCCACGAUGCUUAUGAGAGGUUUGUAAACAAUAUCAAAAUCAUAUCCGAGCGAGCUUGGUUAGCAACUUCGAUGCUCGGGGGUUUGGAUGACUUGAUUGUGGAGGGCUUUAAGACUUUGGUGGUCCGUCCGAAUAGUAAACCGACACCUAAGAAGGUACGGCGCCACUUUCUAAUUGACUCAUUAUGGCCAACAUCUCUCGAGCAUAGGUGGAGGCGGCUUGAAGACGUGGAGAUAGCCCUUUACUAA